Molecule: messenger RNA, 2254 nt
Organism: Uloborus diversus
Lineage: Eukaryota; Metazoa; Arthropoda; Arachnida; Araneae; Uloboridae
Product: beta-glucuronidase-like
Exons: 12
Coding region: 143-2086 (647 amino acids)
Biological process (GO): carbohydrate metabolic process; glucuronoside catabolic process
Molecular function (GO): carbohydrate binding; beta-glucuronidase activity
Source: RefSeq, a predicted model, not a curated record
AUCACAUGCUUUGUUUGUCAGAUCAAAAAUCGUGAUAUAAGAGAUUUCUUUUUUCUAAGCUUGUUUAUUUUAUUUCAUUUUUCGGAAAUAAAUAUUGCAGAGGAGGCAUAAAUAUAAUAGCAACUACAUACGUGAAAACAAAAUGAAUCUUAACUACAAAUUGUUGAUACUUUGCGUUAUAAUUUCAGCUGUCUGUCUGAAAGUUGAUUGUUUAUACCCGAGAGAAUCAAUUACUCGUGAAUUAAAAGAAUUAAAUGGCAUUUGGGACUUCAAAAUUUGUGAUCAGGCUGACCAAUACAUUGGUUUUCGUGAUGAGUGGUAUAAACAUCCCUUGAUGAAAAUGGGUGACACAAUACCAAUGCCAGUGCCAUCGAGCUUCAAUGACAUAACUCAAAAUAAAACUAUUCGUGAUUACCUUGGUUGGUCUUGGUAUGAAAAAGUCUUUUAUGUUCCUCAGAGAUGGCAAAAAAAUUUUAGAGUUAUUCUUAGAUUUGAAAGUGCACAUUAUUUUACUAAUGUUUAUCUCAAUGGAAACUUUCUCAUGAAUCACACUGGAGGACAUUUGCCUUUUGAAGCUGAUGCUACCAGUCACCUUAAUUACUUUGGACCUAAUCGAGUCACUGUUGCUCUGAAUAAUACCCUUUCUGAUAAAACCAUACCUCAGGGAAGUAAAACAUUCAAACAUGCAAAAGAUGGGCCAUACCCUCCUGGGUAUUUUGUACAAGGUACCAACUUUGAUUUUUUCAAUUAUGCUGGAAUACAUCGAUCUGUGUUUUUAUAUGCAAUACCUCAAGUACACAUUGAUGACAUCAUUGUUACUACUGAUAUUUUAAAUGGAACAGGAUUUGUGAACUACUCUGUAUCUGUUGCAAAUAAUUUAAAUUUGAAAGGGAAACCUCAAUGUGUAGUUAGCAUUUUGGACAAAUACGAUAGAAACAUAUCACUAUCAAACAGAUGUUCAGAUGUUAUUAGCAUUGAAAAUGCCAAUAUUUGGUGGCCCUAUGGAAUGCACAGUGAUCCAGGGUACCUGCAUAAGUUACAAGUGGAAGUAAAUUUUGACAGUAUUAGAGAUGUUUAUCAGCAGCCUUUUGGAAUAAGAACUGUAAAAGUUACCCAGAAUGAAUUCCUUAUUAAUGGAAAACCUUUCUAUUUUAUGGGUUUUGGAAAGCAUGAGGAUUCAAAUAUUAGAGGGAAAGGAUUAGAUUUUCCACUCAUCAUAAAAGACUUUAAUUUAAUUAAGUGGAUUGGUGCCAAUUCAUUUCGUACGUCUCAUUACCCUUAUGCUGAAGAAAUAAUGGAUCAAGCAGAUGCUCAAGGAAUAGUUGUUAUAGAUGAAUGCCCAGCUGUUGGAUUAAAGAAUUUUAAUUCAGAAUUGCUGCAACAACACAAAGAAGUAAUAAAAGAACUUAUAAGGAGAGACAAAAAUCACCCAUCUGUGGUUGCAUGGUCAAUUGCUAAUGAACCACAAUCAUCAAAGUCCCAGGCAGAUAAGUAUUUUGGAAAGUUAGUUGAUCUUGUGAAGACUUUGGACCAGACUCGUCCUGUAACUGCUGCAAUAAAUGCAGAUUACAACUCAGACAAAGUGGGGAAACACUUGGAUUUUGUCAUGUUAAAUCAUUACUACUCGUGGUACAGUGAUGUUGGCGCUAUUGAUGUGAUAUUUCCCUUGCUUGUAAAUUAUAUGACCAAAGCUCAUGACGUAUACAAAAAGCCAAUCAUGAUGUCUGAAUAUGGAGCUGAUACGAUAGCAGGUCUACACAUGGACCCUCCUUUUAUCUUCACUGAAGACUAUCAAACUGAAGUUAUGAUGAAUCAUCACAAAGCUUUUGAUAUUUUGAGGAAAAAAGGUUUCUUUGUAGGUGAACAUAUAUGGAAUUUUGCCGAUUUUCUUACAUUGCAACAAAUUACCCGAGUUGUUGGAAACAAAAAGGGUAUUUUCACAAGAGAAAGGCAACCUAAAGCAGCGGCUAAACUUCUUAGAUGUCGCUAUCAUAAAUUGUUAAAUCGUGCAAUCGAAGGAAGUAUUGCAUAUUGUCCUGUAGUGGGGGAUGUUAAUGAAGCCACAUGCUCUGCACCACUUACUUGAGACUACAACAUUUCUUCUAGUCAUGCAUGUUCCUAAUUGUCUUUGAUAUUUAAAGACUUUCUGAUUUUUUUUUCAUACCAAAGAGUAAUUUUAUUAUUUUUAUAUGUGCUUAUUUUUUGUACAAAAUCAAAGUAAUGUUUUUGCAUUUAAAUGAAUAAAAGCGUACAA